Cottoperca gobio is the source of this 2763-nucleotide messenger RNA. RefSeq names its product catalase (gene cat). Gene Ontology annotation, cellular component: peroxisome; mitochondrion; cytoplasm. The transcript has 13 exons. Gene Ontology annotation, molecular function: heme binding; catalase activity. NCBI's taxonomy places the organism in Eukaryota, Metazoa, Chordata, Actinopteri, Perciformes, Bovichtidae. Gene Ontology annotation, biological process: response to hydrogen peroxide; hydrogen peroxide catabolic process. The record is from RefSeq and is a predicted model, not a curated record. Bases 93 to 1676 code for a protein of 527 amino acids.
UGUUAGCCAUCAAAUAACAACGAUAACACUUUUUCCGCAACAUCUACCGAGCAGUGUGUCGUCUUAACAUACAGUAACGCUGACCUACCGAGAUGGCUGACAACAGAGAUAAAGCUACGGAUCAAAUGAAGACAUGGAAGGAGAGCAGGGGCUCUCAGAGGACAGACACACUGACCACAGGUGCCGGCCAUCCUGUUGGAGACAAGCUGAACGUGCAGACUGCAGGACCCAGGGGCCCCCUGCUCGUCCAAGAUGUGGUCUUCACAGAUGAAAUGGCCCACUUUGACCGGGAACGAAUCCCAGAGAGAGUGGUGCAUGCCAAAGGGGGAGGAGCGUUUGGUUACUUUGAGGUGACUCACGACGUCACUCGAUACUGCAAGGCCAAGGUGUUCGAGCACGUCGGCAAGACGACACCUAUCGCUAUCCGCUUCUCCACUGUGGCUGGCGAAUCAGGAUCAGCCGACACAGUGCGAGACCCCCGAGGCUUUGCAGUCAAGUUUUACUCUGAGGAGGGCAACUGGGACCUGACGGGCAACAACACGCCCAUUUUCUUCAUCAGGGACGCCCUUCUGUUCCCGUCCUUCAUCCAUUCCCAGAAGCGCAAUCCCCAAACCCACAUGAAAGACCCCGACAUGGUGUGGGACUUCUGGAGCCUGAGGCCUGAGAGUCUGCAUCAGGUGUCUUUCCUGUUCAGCGAUCGAGGUUUGCCUGAUGGCUUCCGUCACAUGAACGGCUACGGCUCUCACACCUUCAAACUGCUCAAUGCUGAUGGACAGCCUGUCUACUGCAAGUUCCACUUCAAGACUGAUCAAGGAAUAAAGAAUAUGUCAGUAGAGGAGGCCGAACGCCUGGCUGCCAGCAACCCAGAUUAUGCCAUUGGAGACCUGUUCAACGCCAUUGCCAAUGGCAACCACCCAUCCUGGACCUUCUUCAUCCAGGUCAUGACCUUCGAGCAGGCUGAGAAGUUCCAGUUCAACCCCUUCGAUCUUACGAAGGUUUGGUCACAUAAAGAAUACCCUUUGAUCCCCGUGGGCAAAAUGGUGCUCAACAGGAAUGCAGUGAACUACUUUGCAGAGAUAGAGCAGCUGGCCUUUGACCCCAGCAACAUGCCCCCAGGCAUUGAGCCGAGCCCCGACAAGAUGCUGCAGGGUCGUCUCUUCUCCUACCCAGACACACAUCGACACCGGCUGGGAGCCAACUACCUGCAGAUCCCCGUCAACUGCCCCUUCCGGACCCGUGUGACCAACUACCAGCGUGAUGGCCCGAUGUGCAUGUUUGACAACCAAGGUGGAGCUCCAAACUACUACCCCAACAGCUUCAGUGCCCCAGAGACCCAGCCUCAGUUUGUGGAGUCCAAGUUCAAGGUGUCUCCAGAUGUGGCACGCUACAACAGUGCAGAUGAAGAUAAUGUCACACAGGUUCGUACCUUCUACACGCAGGUGCUGAACGAAGAGGAGCGCCAGAGACUUUGCCAGAACAUGGCGGGGGCCCUAAAGGGAGCCCAGCUCUUCAUCCAAAAACGCAUGGUCGAGAACUUGAAGGCUGUUCAUCCUGACUAUGGAAACCGCGUUCAGACCCUACUCGACAAGUGCCGUGCCGAGGCCCAGAAGAACACAACUGUGCACGUUUACAGCCGUCCAGGGGCCUCGGCCAUCGCUGCGUCCUCCAAGAUGUGAAGCCUUAAAUGUCCACCGGGGGGGGGCGCCCCCUCAUGUAUCUACUGAAAAUUUGCGUGAUUGCCAACUGCUACUAACAGUGACACGAUUGGACUUGACUAACGUACGAGCCUUGUAGUGUCAGCUUUGGGGUUAGUUCAUUUUUAAUCCAGUCAACAGUUGAUUUUCUCAAAGCUAGCAAUAUUCAGGAUGCUGCUGGUCUCUGAUAAAACCCUGUGAGGUUCAUUUGUCUUCAUUGAACGGCCACUUUGAGAGAAUUCACCACGAUUUGCUUUAUUAUUAUUUUUCUACAUUUUGGUUUGAUUGCAUUAAAUCAAUUAACCCCAAGUGCUGUAAAGUAAUACGACGAGUGAUGAUUGUUUCCAGUAAUUCCUCAGGUUUUAUGUUGUGAUUCUCCAACUCUUUUCUUUAGCUUAAGUUUAAAGAAAACACAUCCUGCUUUUCAAAAUGUAUUCUGUUUUCAGACUAAUUACUAUACUAUACUUUAUUUGAGUAGAAAUGGCAAUGGAAACACUUUGUCAGUGUAACUAUUACACUGUCUGUCUCCCUAUGGGCGUCUGCACAUCAGAUAUGCAAUUCACGAAGAGCAAGUUUCAAGAUGAGGAAUUAUUUCCUCUAAAUCAAUAGUGCCUUUUUGUGUUCUGGAACUACCAAAUACAGAUUAUGUUAACCUUAAACUGGAAGAAUAAGUUAUGACUUGCUGUUUUAUGUUGUAGUUUAACAUGUAUUCAUCUGUAGAAAGAUUUACUGUCAUUUAAUGUCAUGAGUAAGAUGAAAAAAUCUGACUCAUUUUUAGAGAAGAGUCUUAAUAUUUCAGAUUCACUUUUAGAGUUCAAGUUUAAAAUAUCAUGUACAAAACACCUUCAUCGUGAGAAAAGACCACAAAGAUCCCCGACAGGAUGCAAACAAUCAUUGGAUUGUCCAUGUAACCUGCUAUUGUUGGGAAUUUACUCUCAAAUGUUCAUCUUCUGGCACAACAGAUUUGUUGUUUAUAUUAUUGUUCAAGUUCUGAAACUCUUCCACAUGAGAUGUGCAUUACUGCCUGUAUUCAUGAAUUAACUUGUAAUCAAAGCCAAUCAGCAGCUUC